Scatophagus argus is the source of this 1037-nucleotide messenger RNA. It is a transcript of the gene chchd2, whose product is annotated as coiled-coil-helix-coiled-coil-helix domain containing 2. Gene Ontology annotation, biological process: mitochondrion organization; positive regulation of transcription by RNA polymerase II. Bases 118 to 600 code for a protein of 160 amino acids. Lineage: Eukaryota; Metazoa; Chordata; Actinopteri; Scatophagidae. The record is from RefSeq and is a predicted model, not a curated record. Gene Ontology annotation, cellular component: nucleus; mitochondrion. The transcript has 4 exons. Gene Ontology annotation, molecular function: sequence-specific DNA binding.
AUGUAACACAGACAGUUCCGGAUUAGCCGAAGGUCGACAUAUAUGAACGUGUGUGAUACCUGCUUAGCGUCUCUUUUCAUCAGCCGGGAAACUCACUAAGAAAUUAAUAUUUUGAAAAUGCCGAGAGGAAGCCGAAGCCGGACAUCCAGGAUGUCCCCUCCAGCCAGCCGGGCACCACCAUCACCACCACCUAUGGCCAGGGCUGCGCCUCCUCCCUCUUAUGCUCCGGCCCCAAUGCAGGCUGCUCCAUCUGCUGUGGGUGCCCCAGCUGCAGCACCCAGACAACCUGGUAUGUUUGCCCAAAUGGCGACUACCGCAGCUGGAGUGGCAGUGGGCUCUGCGGUUGGACAUACCCUUGGCCAUGCCAUGACUGGAGCUUUUAGUGGAGGAAACUCAGAGCCUGCCAGGCCUGACGUCACAUACCAGGAACCGUACCAGGCCCAGCCCAUGUACCAGCAAGGGGCCCCUCAGCAGCAGCAGGCCUGCUCUUAUGAGCUCAAACAGUUCAUCGAAUGUGCCCAAAACCAGAGCGACUUGAAACUCUGCGAGGGCUUCAGUGAGGUGCUCAAACAGUGCAAGUUCGCUAACGGUCUGUCAUGAGACUGAGACAAAUACCUGGAGAAUGAGGAGCAUACAAAAAACUGAAAUGAGCAACCAUAUUGGAUACCAAGAGUGUGUAAUUCACAAGAGAUUAAUAAACUUGCUUUUGUUUUAAGAGCUAAUUCUUGUCAGACAGCAUUGUUGUAUUCAUUUCUCAGGACAGUGCUCUGCAGUUUGUGAUAAUAGUCUUAUAAAUAAUGUUUAUAUAUUUUGGUGUUGACAUGCUUUGAGUUGAUUUCAGUUGUCUUCUUUUUUUUCCAUUAGCUUCAGUGCUUUUAAUUUAAACUCCCUUGCAUUCAUAGAACCAGCUGCAUUUUUAGGUGAUAACUUUUAAACCCACCAGUGUCCACCUUCUGGAUUACAGUAAUGAUGAUCCACAGUUUUUGUUUGAAGCACAAGUUGAGGUCUAAAAUAAUAAAGCACUUGGAUCAUAUAAA